CCCCGCCCCCCGGCAUCUCAUUAAGCGAGUGUGUUCCUCUCGCCCUGUCAAUAAUCUCCGCUCCCAGACUACUCCGUUCCUCCGGAUUUCGAUCCCCCUUUUUCUAUCUGUCAAUCAGCGCCGCCUUUGAACUGAAAAGCUCUCAGUCUAACUUCAACUCACUCAAAUCCGAGCGGCACGAGCUCCUCCUGUAUCUUCGGCUUCCCCCCCCUUUGCUCUUUAUAUCUGACUUCUUGUUGUUGUUGGUGUGUUUUUUUUACCCCCCUUUUUUAUUUAUUAUUUUUUUGCACAUUGAUCGGAUCCUUGGGAACGAGAGAAAAAAGAAACCCAAACUCACGCGUGCAGAAGAUCUCCCCCCCCUUCCCCUCCCCUCCUCCCUCUUUCCCCUCCCCAGGAGAAAAAGACCCCAAAGCAGAAAAAAAAGUUCACCUUGGACUCGUCUUUUUCUUGCAAUAAUUUUUUCCGGGGGGGGCAAAACUUUUUGGGGGUAUUUUUUUUUUUUUUUGGCUUUUCUUCCUCCUUCAUUUUUCUUCCAAAAUUGCUGCUGGUGGGUGAAAAAAAUGCCGCAGCUGAACGGCGGUGGAGGAGAUGACCUAGGCGCCAACGACGAACUGAUUUCCUUCAAAGACGAGGGCGAGCAGGAGGAGAAGAGCUCCGAAAACUCCUCGGCAGAGAGGGAUUUAGCUGAUGUCAAAUCGUCUCUAGUCAAUGAAUCAGAAACGAAUCAAAACAGCUCCUCCGAUUCCGAGGCGGAAAGACGGCCUCCGCCUCGCUCCGAAAGUUUCCGAGAUAAAUCCCGGGAAAGUUUGGAAGAAGGUGAGUACGCCCCGCGCGCCCCGCAGCCGCCCGGAAGAGUGAUUUUCCUCCAGGCGUUGGACUUGAGAACUAGCGAGCGCGCGGAGCCCGGGGCCCUGGAGAAGCGCUUCGGCUUUCUCUUUCGGGCCGCGAGCGCCCUGGGCGCCGUGGCGGGCUCGGCUGCCCGGCGCGCAGACUGCGGGCUCUCCCCGGCCGCGCUGAGUGGGGAGGCCCCUGUGGCCGGGGUUCUUGCUUCCGAGAAGGCCUUCAGUGGGCCGUGGGGGGCCAGAGACCAGGGUGUGCGGGGCCUAAAGCUCCAUUUUCAGUCCGGGAGCACACAUUACUCUGCGUACAAAACGAUUGAACACCAGAUUGCAAUUCAGUAUCUCCAGAUGAAAUGGCCACUGCUUGAUGUCCAGGCGGGGACCCUCCAGAGCAGACAAGCUCUCAAGGAUGCCCGUUCUCCGUCGCCCGCACACAUUGUUUCGAACAAAGUGCCGGUUGUGCAGCACCCUCACCAUGUCCACCCUCUUACGCCUCUUAUCACGUACAGCAAUGAACACUUCACCCCGGGAAACCCACCUCCACACUUACCAGCUGAUGUAGACCCCAAAACAGGAAUCCCACGGCCUCCACACCCUCCAGACAUAUCUCCAUACUACCCACUCUCGCCCGGCACCGUAGGACAAAUCCCCCAUCCGCUAGGAUGGUUAGUACCACAGCAAGGUCAGCCAGUGUACCCAAUCACGACAGGAGGAUUCCGUCACCCCUACCCCACGGCUCUGACCGUCAACGCUUCCAUGUCCAGGUUCCCUCCCCAUAUGGUCCCACCACAUCAUACUCUACACACAACUGGCAUUCCCCACCCGGCCAUAGUCACGCCAACAGUCAAACAGGAAUCCUCCCAGAGUGAUGUCGGCUCACUCCAUAGCUCAAAGCAUCAGGACUCCAAAAAGGAAGAAGAAAAGAAGAAGCCCCACAUAAAGAAACCUCUGAACGCAUUCAUGUUGUAUAUGAAGGAAAUGAGAGCAAAGGUCGUAGCCGAGUGCACGUUGAAAGAAAGCGCGGCCAUCAACCAGAUCCUGGGGCGAAGGUGGCAUGCACUGUCCAGAGAAGAGCAAGCGAAAUACUACGAGCUGGCCCGGAAGGAGCGACAGCUUCACAUGCAGCUGUACCCUGGCUGGUCCGCACGGGAUAACUAUGGCAAGAAGAAGAAGAGGAAAAGGGACAAGCAGCCCGGAGAGACCAAUGAUGCAAAUACUCCAAAGAAGUGUCGGGCACUGUUCGGGCUUGACCGACAGACUUUAUGGUGCAAACCGUGCAGGAGAAAAAAAAAGUGCGUUCGCUACAUACAAGGUGAAGGCAGCUGCGUCAGUCCGCCCUCUUCAGAUGGAAGCUUACUAGACUCGCCUCCUCCCUCCCCGCCCCUGCUAGGCUCCCCUCCCCAGGAUGCCAAGUCACAGACUGAGCAGACCCAACCUCUCUCGCUCUCCCUGAAGCCCGACCCCCUGGCCCACCUGUCCAUGAUGCCUCCGCCACCCGCCCUCCUGCUUGCCGAGCCCGCCCACGGCAAGGCCCCCGCCCUCUGUCCCAACGGGGCCCUGGACCUGCCUCCCGCCACUCUGCAGCCGCCCAUCAUGUCCUCCUCGUCGAUUGCACAGCCGUCAACAUCUUCCUUACAUUCCCACAGCUCUCUGGCUGGGACCCACCCCCAGCCCCUGUCCCUCGUAACCAAGUCUUUAGAAUAGCUUUAGCUUCUGAGCCCCGCUUGGUUUGUGGAGUGUUGCGUUUGGCUUUUCUUUCUUGUCCCCUGUUCGAAAGGUUUCGUUUUGUACUCUUUUAAUUUUGUGCCACGUGGCUACAUUAGUUGAUGUUUAUCGAGUUCAUUGGUCAAUAUUUGACCCAUUCUUAUUUCAAUUCCUCCUUUUAAAUAUGUAGAUGAGAGAAGAACCUCAUGAUUCUACCAAAAUUUUUAUCAACAGCUGUUUAAAGUCUUUGUAGCGUUUAAAAUAUAUAUAUAUAUAUACAUAACUGUUAUGUAGUUUGGAUAGCUUAGUUUUAAAAGACUGAUUCAAAAACAAAAAGAAAAAAAAAAAGCGAUUUUGAAGCAGCCCUCCAGAAGGAGUUGGUUCUGUAUUAUUUGUAUUAAAUACGAGCUUGCGAACCAAUCAUUUUACAUCUGGUUUUUAAACCAUAAUAAGGGCACGAGGAAUGUAGUGCCAUGAC
This is a messenger RNA of Ceratotherium simum simum (southern white rhinoceros), 3021 nucleotides long. Lineage: Eukaryota; Metazoa; Chordata; Mammalia; Perissodactyla; Rhinocerotidae. The record is from RefSeq and is a predicted model, not a curated record.